Molecule: messenger RNA, 2353 nt
Organism: Oryzias latipes (Japanese medaka)
Lineage: Eukaryota; Metazoa; Chordata; Actinopteri; Beloniformes; Adrianichthyidae
Product: long-chain fatty acid transport protein 2
Biological process (GO): long-chain fatty acid metabolic process; long-chain fatty acid import into cell
Cellular component (GO): plasma membrane; endoplasmic reticulum membrane
Molecular function (GO): long-chain fatty acid transmembrane transporter activity; long-chain fatty acid-CoA ligase activity
Source: RefSeq, a predicted model, not a curated record
UUUAUUUAGUCAGAGACACAUUGGACUCGUGCUUCUGGGAUGUUCCUGUGGGUCUGUUAGUGAUUACCGUGGAGGAGAGAGAAGGCUGAGCAAAGUCCAAAGAGGCGGAACCAGCAGAGAUUUAACUGCCGUCGGUGCUCUGGAUCUUGUCUCAUGGCAGCUGGAUUGACCCAUUUUGCCUGCUUACAAUGAUUGCGUACGUCCUGUGCACCGUUGUAGCACUUUGGGCCGCACUUCUUUACCUGCGGAACCCCUAUUUGUUGGCGGACAUAAAUUACGCAAUCAAGUCGCUUUACGUGGGUUACCGUUUGGGGCAGAUAAAGAGGCGCUUUUACGGCAUUCUGGACUGUUUUCUGGACAGAGUAGCGAAGCAUCCAGACAAGAAGUUGUUCAUUUUCGAGGAUGUCUCCUACACUUAUAAACAAGCAGACGCAGAGAGCAACAAGGUGGCCCGGGCUCUGUCUGCGCACGCGCAGCUGAAGCCGGGGGACACGGUGGCGCUGUUCCUGGGCAACGAGCCCCUGCUCGUGUGGGUCUGGCUGGCUUUGGCCAAGCUGGGCUGCGUGACGGCUCUGCUGAACUACAACAUCCGGUCCAGAUCUCUGCUGCACUGCUUCUCCUGCUGUGGAGCCAAAAUCCUCAUCACCAGCCCUGACCUGAGGGAAGCUGUGGAGGAGGUGUUACCCACGCUGAGGGAGCAGGGCAUCCGUGUGCUUGUCCUCGGUGAUCAUCUUGAAGCAGAUGGCUUUGAAAGCCUCUUUCAUAAGGUUCAGGAGGCGUCAGACCAGCCUCUGUCACCCGAGCUGAGGGCAAACAUUCACCACAAGAGUCCUGCACUGUACAUCUACACCUCAGGGACCACAGGGCUUCCCAAAGCUGCCAUAAUCACCCACCAGAGGGCAUGGUCAGCAUCUUUGGCUCAGGAAAUGGUUGGUGUGCGCUCAGACGACAUCUUCUACCUUUACCUGCCUCUUUACCACACCGCAGGUUUUCUGAUGGGACUCUGUGGAGGAAUCAACAAAGGCGUCACUUUUGUUUUAAAGCGUAAAUUCUCAGUGUCCAGCUUCUGGGAUGACUGUCGGAAAUACAACAUCACUGUCAUUCAGUACAUAGGAGAGAUUAUGCGUUACCUCUGCAACAUGCCAAAGAAAGACAAUGACAAGGACCAUAAUGUGCGACUAGCGUUUGGUAACGGGAUAAGGACGGACACCUGGGCUGAAUUCCUGGAACGCUUCGGAAACAUUCAAAUCUGCGAAUGCUAUGGAGCCACCGAAGCAAAUAUCGGCUUUAUCAACUACGUUGGAAAAAUUGGAGCUCUGGGUAGAGAGAACUUUCUCCACAAAAUGUCAAAUAAAUACGCCCUCAUCAGAUAUGAUACGGAGAAAGAGCAGCCAUUCAGAAACGCAGAGGGAUUCUGUGUUGAAGUCCCAAAAGGGGAAACUGGCUUGUUGGUCUCAAUGAUAGGAGCCGCCACCCCCUUUGUUGGCUACGCUAACAACCAGCAGCAGACGGAGAGAAAGAUAUUGAAGGAUGUCUUUGUGACAGGAGACCUCUACCUAAACAGCGGUGACCUUUUGAGGAUAGACCGCGAGGGAUUUGUUUACUUCCAGGACCGCACUGGAGACACUUACAGGUGGAAAGGAGAAAAUGUGGCGACCACAGAGGUGGCAGAUCAAUUGCUCAUGGUGGACUUUGUUGAGGAGGCUAAUGUCUACGGCGUGAAAGUGCCAGGACAUGAGGGAAGGAUUGGAAUGGCUGCCCUGAAGCUGAAGGAAAAUAUGGUGUUUGAUGGCAGAGCUAUAUAUCAGUGUGUCAAGAGCAACCUGCCCGGCUACGCCAGGCCACGUUUCAUACGCAUACAGGAUGCUCUGUCAGUGACUGAAACGUUUAAGCACAUGAAGGUGAAGCUGGCCGAGGAAGGCUUCAAUCCCGCUACCAUCAAGGACCCCCUGUACUUCCUGGAAGACAACGAAAGCUACAUAUCCAUGACUCAGGAAAUAUUCGACUCCAUUUCAGAGGGAAAAGUCAGGCUUUGAAUAUGAUUAGCAUUUAUUUUUUUUAUUUUUUUUCAACUGUAUAUAUAGAUUUUUUUUUGGCUUGGGAUGACACAACAUAGGUAUAAUUCAAAACAUCUCUUCUGUACACAUAUGCAGAACACACGUUAUAAACUGGGUUUCAGUUUGUGAGGAAAAUUUGAUAAAAGACUUUAUGAGGAAAAUACCUUUUUAACAACUAAAAGAAAAAAUACCAUGAAAUACAAGUUUUAGCACAUGUUUCAGUCAUUUAGUGAUGAUCACUCUCAUAAAGACAGCGCCGCCUGUGCAGAAGCAGAAUAAAGUAAUUUGCUGGAUAA